Messenger RNA from Yarrowia lipolytica CLIB122, 1056 nucleotides. RefSeq lists its product as uncharacterized. Gene Ontology annotation, biological process: nuclear mRNA surveillance of mRNA 3'-end processing; nuclear polyadenylation-dependent snRNA catabolic process; nuclear polyadenylation-dependent CUT catabolic process. The record is from RefSeq and is a predicted model, not a curated record. Lineage: Eukaryota; Fungi; Ascomycota; Dipodascomycetes; Dipodascales. Gene Ontology annotation, cellular component: TRAMP complex. Gene Ontology annotation, molecular function: zinc ion binding; RNA binding.
AUGAGUUCCGACGAAGACGUGUCUGACCUGUUCUUCAUGGACACAGAGGCCAGUGCGCCUGCAUACACCGUUUUAGAAGACUCGGACACGGAAAAACCCAGCAAAACCCCCGUGGAGGCGUUCCAGUCCGUGGGGGUGGACGACGUGGAUGAUGGGGAAGAUCAGCUCAUUGAAAUGAGAGGCGAGGGCCGGUAUUUCGGUAAGGAGGAGGAGCAAGGGCCCACGUGUCGGACGUGUCACAAGCGAGGCCACAUUUCGGCGGACUGCAAGGUGAUGCGAUGUUUCACCUGUGGAGCUCUGGAGGACCAUGAUACCGCCGACUGCACCAUGUUACGCAAAUGCUCCAACUGUGGCGAGUCGGGCCAUCUACGAGCCGAGUGCACACAAAGCAAGCGCACGAUUUUCUGCUGGCGGUGCGAUUCACGCAUCCACACCGAGGACAAGUGCCAUUUGAUCUGGCGAGACUAUGUCAAGGACCGACGGGGCCCCCACGGCACCAACUGCGUCUUUUGCUACCAUUGCGGCGGUCAGGGACAUUACGGUGACGAGUGCACAGAUACCCGCAACAUGACGUUGCGAUUCAAGGAGCCGUCGGCGUUUUCCGGCGGCAAUUUGCCCAGAAAGGGCCGCUAUGAUAUCCAGAAACGGUACUUUGACGAUCUGGAGCGGGAGAAGAACAGGGGACACAACAGCUACGGCGGCAGUUACGGCGGCAGUUACGGCAACAGCUAUAACAAUCAAGGUAGCCGAGGGAAUGAGGGCCAGAACAGCGGGUUUGGUGGUGGACGAGAUGCGCGAAGGGAGAAACGGGAGCGGGAACGACAGGAGAGCAAAAAGCGACGCAAGGCCGAAAAGCGAGGUGGAGGACAGGGUGGAGGGUUGCCACGUCCACAGUCGUCGGGAUACAUUCCGCCCAAGUCGCAGUACGGUCCUGUGGCCAAGAAUGACUACAGUUUCCAGCCCAAGCUGAAGCAGGACCACGACCAUUCGGACAUGUUUAACCGCAACCGGAUGGAUAUGCCCCAGCCCACUAGAUCGGGGCAUUACAGCAAGUAG